AAAAAAGUUUAGAAUGAUUCCCAAUGAUCUUGAUAACUUGUUUCUCUGUUUUGAUUCUCUGAAUUACUGCUUACUGCUUACAGAUGAGCUUUAUUUCUUUUGAUGAGCAAACAAGAAAGUCAGUAGUGUUGAAUCCCCGUCUGCCACUGUCACAGAGUCUGUGCUGCGUUUCCUGGCUGAUAUUUGAUGGAUGGAGAUUUUCUUGGGUCAUCACUUAUUCCACAUAUUUUUAUCCGCAAAGGAAUAUUUUUAAUGUUCUUAUUAAAAGUGGUAUUUUUAUGAGACAUCAAUUUAUCAAGAUGGUCAUGCGAUAUAACAAUUUACCACUGUUGACAAAGGUGGUCUUCUUCACUCCUUCUUGGCUCAUCUUCCAGAUUCAUGGUCUGUGCCAGAUUGCACUGGGACAUGGGGAAUGUCUGAGCUGAUACAAGAUGCACAGCUGGAAUGUGAGGCUGUCAGUGAGAAGGUGGAAGGGGCACUUUCUUUCCCUUCCUGAACAGUAAAUCCCUGCAGCAAAAUUAGCUGCUCUCAUGUUCUGAAAUUGUGCUCUCUGAAUUCAUUUUGCUUUCUUUGGAGCAAAGUUGCAAAUCAGAUUGGAGAAGCCUCCUCACACCGCAUCAAACUGUGGCAGAGUAUGAAAAAACAUCAUACUACUUAAUAAGUUAUGUGGCAGACAACAUCAGAAUUACUGUAUUUUUAACAUAAAGUUCUAAAGGCAGGUAAACUUAUCUAUUCUAGAGGUGUCGUUUUUAUUAGCAAACACUAUUAUUAUUAAUAAUUACAUUAUUAUUAUUAUUAUUACUACUAUUAUUAUUUUAUUCUUUUCCAGACUAUUCAUAUUCUAUUAUUUCUUUUCCUCUGCUUUUGAAACAAGAAGAAAAGGUUUCAAGGAAGAGAAAGCAGUUCCUGAGGAAGACUUUUGUGUUGACAGAGAAGAAGCUAAACAGUCCCAUUACUUUAAUCACCUGUUCUGACUAAAAUAUGUGUUAGCUGAAGUAUGUUUGCCUGACAUAAAAUCAGCUCAUGUUUUGAAAAAGAAAUGGCUGCUGGGUAAAAGUUAUGUGCUGCAAAUUUCUAAAUAAAAUGGAAAGAAAGAGGAUUAGUUAUGCUGGAAAUAAUAAUGCAAUACUAGCUACUAACUAUGCCACUAACUGAGUACUAUAUAUUAAAACUACUAUAUGCAAACUAGAUACUAGCUAUACUACUAACAAGGUCUAUGGUAUCAAAACAAUACAAAGAUAAGAACAGUUCAAUACCAGGAGUUUGCUUUUAAGUUGGAAUAUUGAAGAAAUCUUUCACAAGUGUAAUUAAUUUGUAAAUGCUUGAUGUGUACAAAUUAGAUCUGUCCAGUCAUCAGAGAUUAUUGCUCUUUCAUGCUUUGUUUCAUGACAAUAUUUAUAUAGAAAACAAUUAUAUUGUCAAUCUACACAUUUACCCUCCAAUCAGAUUGUGGCUGCCAUUCCAAACAAAGACAAACAGAAACCCACAUUCUACAUUCUUAGCAGAGGGAAAGGAUUAUUCUUUGACAUUAAUAGUAUAAUGUGUGCUUUGUAACAAACAGCAACUUUGAGAGUGGUACUGUGGAUGGAAGAUUGGGGCAGAUGGAUGUUAAUAUCAUCAGAGAUCCCUGCUUGCAGACAAAUAGUCCUGAAUAGAGAAUUAGGUCAUGAAAGAGCUUGAAUUUAUUCAAUGUUUUCUAAAUAAAAAGCAGUAAGAAAUCAAAACCAAAAGCCCUUAUUCUUUAAAGCUAAAAAGAUCGGAAAUUCAUAUGAGCCAGUUAUGAAUUUCCAUGGCAAAAUUUUCAUUCAAAUCCAUUUAUUUCGGUGUAAUACCUUAUAUCUCAGAGAAGAAAAAAAUUUAGAUUAAUUUUCCAGACUACAGAAUAUUUUCUCAAAAAUAUGAAGGUCUGUAUAAUAAGAGACUGUGCAGUAUUUAAAGUUGCGAAUGCUGUCUAACUGGAUUUUAUUAAAGCAUUUGACAAUGUUUCUCACAGCAUUUUUCUGGAGAAGCUGGCUUGACAGCUUGAACAGGUAUAUAGUUUGCUUGGUGGAGAAUUGGGUAGAGGCCCACCCCCACAUCCUGUGAUACCCUCCUAUCCAGAUUCACUCACACACCCUGCCCAGCUCCAUCUAACAGCCAGCACAGGUAGCCUCUUCUCCACGUUAAAUCACUGCCCAUACCCCAUAGAAAAGCUUGAAAAAGAUGAAGAAAAGAUGAUUGCCAUGUAUGGCUAUUUAGCUUUAUCUUUAGACAUAGGUUAUACUCAAAGCCACCACACAAACCUUCUAUCUAUAGAAUUAAACUGAAAAAUACUCUUUUGUCAUGGAUUUCUCAUCAGCAGUAUCAAAACAAUAAACAGGAAUUGCUCAGCCCCUUUCGCAUUUGUUAAGUAUUACAUUUCACUAUCUCUUCUCUGACAGUAGUUGACAUGUACUCGUGAAAAAUUGUACCUCCCUCAGUAAGGGAUUUUCCUAGUCCCUCUCCCAGGGUACUAAAUGUUGAUGAGCCUCAUCUCUGUGUCUGGGAAGGUCAUGGAACAGAUCCUCGCUCUGCUCGCCGGGAUAAGAUGGCGGCGGCCGGAGUGGGCACGGGGCGGAAGCAGGUGCGGCAGGAGGAGCUGCGGCGUCUCAUGCGGGAGAAGAAGCGGCAGAACGCGGACAAGAAGCGGAUCGAAUCGCCUUUCGCCAAGUACAACAGCCUGGGCCACCUGAGCUGCACGUUGUGCAGCGCGCCCGUGAAGAGCGAGCUGCUGUGGCAGAUUGACGUCCUGGGAAAGCAGCACCGCGAGAGAGUUGCAGAAUUAAAGGGAGCAAAGCAGGCAGCAAGUGGUUUAGCUGCUGGUGCAUUGCCUCAGCCUGUCAAGAGAAAAACUGCCGAUGCAGAAAGCACACAGUUAAAGAAAACAAAAGGGCCAGGUUGAGGCACAGGGGCAUCCCAGGAAGAGGCAGCAGCACCACCAGGGCCAGCCUGAGGAGUCAGCAAAGAUUCUUUUGCCUCUGUGCGCAGCACCUGAGGAGACAGAAUGUCCAGCAGCUAGAGCAGCACUUCCUGGCCCAGCCAAAGCAGCACGGCUAAACAACAGCAGCAGUCAAACGGGCACCUCAGACCUGGAUGUGGCUGACAUUAAAGCUAUCAGGGCAGUGCCAAAACU
Lagopus muta (rock ptarmigan) is the source of this 3151-nucleotide messenger RNA. RefSeq names its product zinc finger protein 830-like. Lineage: Eukaryota; Metazoa; Chordata; Aves; Galliformes; Phasianidae. Gene Ontology annotation, cellular component: nucleus; spliceosomal complex. Gene Ontology annotation, biological process: mitotic DNA replication checkpoint signaling; nuclear DNA replication; mitotic DNA damage checkpoint signaling. Gene Ontology annotation, molecular function: zinc ion binding; nucleic acid binding. The record is from RefSeq and is a predicted model, not a curated record. Bases 2567 to 2920 code for a protein of 117 amino acids. The transcript has 4 exons.